This is a messenger RNA of Colletotrichum costaricense, 486 nucleotides long. RefSeq lists its product as uncharacterized. The transcript has a single exon. The record is from RefSeq and is a predicted model, not a curated record. Lineage: Eukaryota; Fungi; Ascomycota; Sordariomycetes; Glomerellales; Glomerellaceae. Bases 1 to 486 code for a protein of 161 amino acids.
AUGCAACAAAUACCUCAAGCACGUAAAGCAAACUUCAUCACCAUCGCGCCGCCACUAUCCCGUCGUCACCAUCAUCAUCGCCAUCUCUUUCACCGCUUCAUCUCAAACUCACAAACGCAACUAAAAAGAAACGAAAUAAACGUCGUCCACCACUCCUCUUCCAAGCAUGGCACUCAAAUCAACCAGCUGAUCCCGGUGACCUACCUCUCCCCCCGCUCCGACGAGACAUCGCUGGAAGGCCUCCGGCGCCUCAACGAAACGCCACGCCCGUUCCGCAAAUCCGGUUGGCUACAACCUGAAAAUUUAAGCACUCCCAAACGCAUUACACAUCACACAAACAAAGCGCUGAGAAUGACGCGGAGGGCGGGAGGCGGGAAGCAGCGGUCGAUCAGCGGGGUGUGGCCCUCACGGGAAAACGGGUUGACAUGUGCCGUUGCUUUGAUGGUUUGGACGACAACUACUGCAAUUAUGGCCAUCCAAACUUAG